Messenger RNA from Artibeus jamaicensis (Jamaican fruit-eating bat), 10496 nucleotides. It is a transcript of the gene GLDC, whose product is annotated as glycine decarboxylase. Bases 192 to 3422 code for a protein of 1076 amino acids. Gene Ontology annotation, cellular component: glycine cleavage complex; mitochondrion. Lineage: Eukaryota; Metazoa; Chordata; Mammalia; Chiroptera; Phyllostomidae. The record is from RefSeq and is a predicted model, not a curated record. Gene Ontology annotation, biological process: glycine decarboxylation via glycine cleavage system. Gene Ontology annotation, molecular function: pyridoxal phosphate binding; glycine dehydrogenase (decarboxylating) activity; glycine binding. The transcript is spliced from 26 exons.
UUUGCGCGCGUGUCCUGGCGGAGUCCUGCUCCCAUUCAUCCCCGUGAGCGUACAACCAUCUGUCGCGCACAGGUCUUCCUCUGGGGAGGGACUCCUGGCCGGAGGCAGCGGCCACCCGGGGACCGCGACCAGAGGCCGGGCAGAGAGCGCAACUGACUCCAGUGGUCGGGGGCUGGAGACCACAGCCUACCAUGCAGACGUGCGCCAAGGCCUGGGGGCUGCGCCUGGGCUGCAGGGUGGCGGGCGGCCGCUGCCUGGAGGGAGGCGCAGGGCAGCUUUGGGCACGGCAGAGCCGGGGCAACAGUACUGGCAGCGGCGGGGCUGGGGCCUCGCGCCUCCUCGAGCGCCUCCUGCCCAGACACGACGACUUCGCCCGGAGGCACAUCGGACCUGGGGACAAAGACCAGAAGGAGAUGCUAAAGGCCCUGGGACUGGCGAGCAUUGAUGAAUUGAUGGAGAAGACGGUCCCCGCCAGCAUCCGUUUGAAAAAACCCUUGAAAAUGGAAGACCCUGUUUGUGAAAAUGAAAUCCUUGCAACUCUCCGUGCAAUUUCCAGCAAAAACCAGAUCUGGAGAUCGUAUAUUGGCAUGGGCUAUUAUAACUGCUCGGUGCCCCAGACCAUUUUGAGGAACUUACUGGAGAACGCAGGAUGGAUCACCCAGUAUACUCCAUACCAGCCAGAGGUGUCUCAGGGCAGACUGGAGAGUUUACUGAAUUACCAGACCAUGGUGUGUGACAUCACAGGCAUGGACAUGGCCAACGCAUCCCUGCUGGACGAGGCAACUGCAGCUGCAGAAGCCAUGCAGCUGUGCCACAGACACAACAAGAGGAGGAAAUUUUUUGUUGACCCUCGUUGCCACCCACAGACAAUAGCUGUCAUCCAGACUCGAGCUAAAUAUGCUGGAGUCCUCAUUGAGCUGAAGUUACUCCAUGAAAUGGACUUCAGUGGAAAUGACGUCAGUGGAGUGCUGUUCCAGUACCCAGACACGGAGGGGAAGGUGGAAGACUUCACUGAACUUGUGGAGAGAGCCCAUCAGACUGGGACCUUGGCUUGCUGUGCUACUGACCUUUUGGCUCUGUGUAUCCUGAGGCCUCCUGGAGAAUUUGGGGUAGACGUUGCCCUGGGCAGCUCACAGAGAUUUGGAGUACCACUGGGCUAUGGAGGACCACAUGCAGCCUUUUUUGCGGUUAGAGAAAGCUUGGUGAGGAUGAUGCCUGGAAGAAUGGUGGGAGUAACGAGAGAUGCCACUGGGAAAGAAGUGUAUCGUCUUGCUCUUCAAACCAGGGAGCAACACAUCCGGAGAGACAAGGCCACCAGCAACAUCUGCACAGCUCAGGCUCUCUUGGCGAAUAUGGCUGCCAUGUUUGCAAUCUACCAUGGCUCCCGUGGGCUGGAGCAUAUCGCUAGGAGGGUGCAUCAUGCCACUUUGAUUUUGUCUGAAGGUCUCAAGCGAGCCGGUCAUCAGCUGCAGCAUGACUUGUUCUUUGACACUCUGAAGAUUCAGUGUGGCUGCUCCCUGAAGGAGGUUUUGGGCAGGGCUGCUCAGAGGAAAAUCAAUUUUCGGCUUUUUGAGGAUGGCACACUUGGUAUUUCUCUUGAUGAAACAGUCAAUGAAAAAGAUCUGGAUGACUUGUUGUGGAUCUUUGGCUGUGAGUCAUCUGCAGAGCUGGUUGCCGAAAGCAUGGGGGAGGAACGGAGAGGUGUUCUAGCCACUGCCUUGAAGAGAACCAGCCCGUUCCUCACAAAUCAAGUGUUCAACAGCUAUCAUUCAGAAACAAAUAUUGUUCGAUAUAUGAAGAAACUGGAAAACAAAGACAUUUCCCUUGUUCACAGUAUGAUUCCACUGGGGUCCUGUACCAUGAAGCUCAACAGUUCAUCUGAACUUGCACCAAUUACAUGGAGUGAAUUUGCCAACAUCCACCCCUUUGUGCCUUUGGACCAAGCUCAAGGGUACCAGCAGCUUUUCCGAGAGCUUGAGAAGGAUUUGUGUGAGCUCACGGGCUAUGACCGAAUCUGUUUACAGCCUAACAGUGGAGCCCAGGGGGAGUACGCUGGGCUGGCCACUAUCCGGGCCUACCUAGAAGGGAAAGGCGAGGGACACAGAACGGUUUGCCUCAUUCCAAAAUCAGCUCAUGGGACCAAUCCUGCUAGUGCCUACAUGGCAGGCAUGAAGAUCCAGCCUGUGGAGGUGGAUAAAUACGGGAAUAUUGACACGGCUCACCUUAAGGCCAUGGUGGAUAAGCACAAGGAGCACCUGGCAGCGAUCAUGAUUACAUACCCAUCCACCAACGGGGUGUUUGAAGAGAACAUCAGCGACGUGUGUGACCUGAUUCACCAACAUGGGGGCCAGGUCUACCUCGACGGAGCAAAUAUGAAUGCCCAGGUGGGAAUCUGCCGUCCUGGAGACUUUGGGUCUGAUGUCUCACACCUAAAUCUUCACAAGACCUUCUGCAUUCCCCACGGAGGUGGCGGCCCUGGCAUGGGGCCCAUCGGAGUGAAGAAGCAUCUUGCCCCUUUUCUGCCCAAUCAUCCUAUCAUUUUGGUAAAGCCAGAUGAAGAUGCCCGGCCUGUGGGUACUGUCAGUGCAGCCCCGUGGGGCUCCAGCUCCAUCUUGCCCAUCUCAUGGGCUUAUAUUAAGAUGAUGGGAGGCAAAGGCCUUAAACAAGCUACGGAAAUUGCUAUUUUAAAUGCCAACUACAUGGCCAAGCGAUUAGAAAAACACUACAGAGUUCUUUUCCGGGGUGCAAGAGGUUAUGUUGCUCAUGAAUUUAUUUUGGAUCUAAGACCCUUCAAAAAGUCUGCAAAUAUUGAGGCUGUGGAUGUGGCCAAGAGGCUUCAGGAUUAUGGAUUUCACGCCCCUACCAUGUCCUGGCCAGUGGCAGGGACUCUCAUGAUCGAGCCCACUGAGUCGGAAGACAAGGCGGAGCUGGACAGAUUCUGUGACGCCAUGAUCAGCAUUAGGCAGGAAAUCGCUGACAUCGAGGAGGGCCGCCUGGACCCAAGGGUCAACCCGCUGAAGCCCUUUGUGAAACCAGAGAACAAAUUCUGGCCAACCAUUGCUCGGAUUGAUGACAUCUAUGGAGAUCAGCACCUGAUAGUCUUCAUCCUCAUAUUCCUAAGACAGCUGCUGCAUAUCCAGCCAUCACACACUCAUUCCAGAGAGGAAAAAAGAGGAAAAACAAGAGACAAAAGGCAAAUUCCAUCCACGUCAGCUUCUUUUGAAAUGGCUUCCCAAGGUUCCACCUGGGACAUGGUAUGGAGAGAUGCCCGAGGUCACACAGCUGGUGAGGGACAGCCACUGCUUGAACCCAGGCUGAGCAGCUUGCUCACUGGUGACAACAGGUUGUCCCACUUCCAUGGUCACUGCUCACCAGGAGACCGUCCUUCCUGUGCUGAAAACCAGGCUUUCAACACAAGCUAGCCAUCCGGGCAUGGAGUCAUCCCAUCUGAAGAAGGACAAGGAUGUGAAAACUAAGCAUGGAGGUGAACAGCCUUUUCUAAUGUCUUUAUCAGGCUAUAACGUAUUAGCGGUUGAGCAUCAAAGUUGUUUCCACAAUAAUGCAUCCAUUGCUUGUCCCCUAAAUCCAUCAGGGCAAAGACAAGUGAUGGAGUGUCUAAGUGAACUACUUGUCCUUCACUACUGUUAAGUGACUCAUGUUUUUUACCUGACACUUGUGCGCCCGACUUCCCCGCCUUUAGGUCCUUCCCUGUGUGGUACCCUCCACCUGGAGCACUCCCUGCCAGCCUUGCUGUGCUGGCUGCUGUUUGUUCACCUUUCAGCAUCUUCUCCAAAAGGUCUUACACACAUUUCCAGGAAAUGGGCUCCAUCAUUUGUCAGCACUCAGAUUUUUUUCCUAUACUCUUAGCACAAUUAGCAAUUAUUCUGUUGACCUGGGUGUUUUUUGUUGUUGGUUUGGGUUUUUUUUUGCCUCAUUAGAUCAAGUUCUCUGAGAGCAGGAACCAGAUCAGUGGAUUCCCAGUGCUUAGCCAGGUCCUGUAGUAUGUGUUCAAUGAAAAAAGAAAUAGGAAUGGAAUCAAUAAAGGGUUGAUCCGUGAUCUCAAAGAGUGACACUGUCACAGAAACCAGUAUUUUUAAUGCCUUUCUGUGAAUUCUAUUCAAGGAAAGUACAAAAUGCUGGGCCUUGAAACAGCACCUCUGGACAGAUUUUGUGUCUCUUUUUUUUAAGAUAGUUAUUUAUUUUUAGGAAGAGGGGAAAGGAGGGAGAAAGAGAAGGAGAGAAACAUCAAUGUACGAGAGAUUGAUUGGUUGCCUCCUGUACACUCCACAACCUAGGCAUGUGCCCUGACCAGGAAUUGAGCCAGUGACCUUUCAGUUUGCAGGCCGGCACCCAAUCUACUGAGCCACACCAGCCAGGGCUCCACUCCUUUUUCUAUUGUGGUAAAAUACACAUUACAUGUACCACUUUAACCUUUUUAAAUUCUACAGUUCAGUGACACCAAGUACCUUCAUGAUAUUGUGCAGGAUAUGCCCUUUUCCCAGUUUUGAAGGUGAGAGGCCUGAGGUAGAUGCGUACACAUGACCUGUGUGACUCAGGCAUCCCCUCCACCUGCUCACAGCCCUGACACAGGCCACAGGAUCCUGGGAACCAUCCUUGUCUGCAGGCACGUGACAGAGGGCAUGGGCCCAGCCUGGAAACCCUGUGAAAGCUCUAGAUGCCUCUAGGGGCCAUUUUUCCAAUGACAAGACUUGAGGUCAAUGACAAUGACAUCCUUUAUUUUCCAUCGAAAUGAAGGAUGUAGUUGUCACUGUUGGGUGCAAAAAACCUUCUGGGACAGAGAGUUAGAAACUGAGAUGUUCGCGCUUUUAGAGGCUCCCAGGGCUUCAGGACAUUGGGCAGGUUCAGAGAGGUUUCCUAGGGCAGUGACUUUUCAACCCUGUGUGUCUAGAUUGUUGUGAGGGUGUUAACACAGAACGCUAGACCCUGGCUCCAGAGUUUCUGAUUCAGUACGUCUGCAGUGUGGCCUGAGAAUUUCCAUUUUUAAAAGUUCCAGGUAUUGCCGCUCAGCUUUCUUUGUUCACAUUUCAGGUAUUUUCCAGAACUCUAAGCCUUUAAGGGAUGGUAAGGGUGGGAAAGAUGCUUAAGUUAGUCUAGUCAGUAUUUUUUAUGCAAUCUUGCUGCUUUGAGAGAAAAAUCCCUCAUUCCAGGUUUUGGCUGAGGCUCCCACCACUGGAGGAGACUGAGCCGGCGCCACAUAUGUUUUGGCCUUGUCUCUAAUCUGCUAGAUUCGCUCCUGCCUGCACUGUAGCUACAAGUUUUUUGUUUAAGAUCAGAGUGUAGCUUUAUUACAGAUAAAGCUGAUUGGAGACUGUGGUUUUGGAUCUCUAGCCAGAGGGCGUGCUCCAUUUCUGCCCUUGGUGCUUCACCAGUCUAAGCCGGGAGACACCCAGCAGAGGGAAAGUCUGAGUCUGUAGAGCAGAUGCUCCAACCCAGACUUGCUGCCCCGUGCUGACCCCAGGUGAAGAGGGAAGAGAAAAAGGCAGGUUUCCCCAGUGCUGAUGGCAGUAACAUAGAUGCAUGGAGGUCAUUUUCAGUCUCCCCUACAGAGAAGAGUAAGAGGUGGGGCUAGAGACAGGAGUGUGGUCACCCCACAAACAACAAGGAAUCUAGGAAGCAGGAGUUGGUGCCCAGCCUUUAUAUUGUGCACCUGGAGCUUUCCCCACAUCUCCACACCUUUCAUACUCACAACUGCCUGAGGAUGGUGACAAGUCCCUGAUAUUAGAGUUAGAAUCCUGGCUGUCAGAUCGCCCUUCCCAAAGUUUGUUUGGAAAUGCAGUUAAUUUGGGGCAGGAGGAGGUCUCUGGUCCCUGGACGUAGCAAGGGUUAGUGGGCACCUUUUCCAUCCAAGCAGUGCUGAGAGCUUUUGGUUUAAUUGGCUUUACAGGGCAAUCUGGGAACCUACCUCUUUCCUCUCUAUCACUGUUCCUAGGGGAAACAUCUGUACAAAUUUGUACAAACAAGAUUAUUUCCUUUUCAAACUACUUUGAGCCACGGAUCAGGGCUCUCCUCCUUUGACAACUUCUGAAAUGCAAGUUGGAGAUUGCCUGUCAUUUUUCUGAAUUCAGUAGAAUUGAUGGAGGUUUGAAAAAAAUCUCAGUUACUUUUUUUCAUGGCCCUACAGGACUUUCCGGGUGUCUAGACCUCUCCCUUGUAGAGGUUAGGGUUUUCAGAAGCAAUGCAAGAGAAAUUUUUGUGUGCUUUUGAUCUGAUUACUGCCUUGUGCUUUAACAUCACUAGUAAAAAUGUAUAGUUCAAGUGUGACAUUUAAAAUUUUCUUCUAAAGCACUUCUGAAAAUCAAUGGGAAAAAAAAAACAACCACCAGAAAACACUUGGUGAGACUCAGAAGAUUUAAGUGCUUUAAAAUAACAGCCCCACUCCCGGAAGCAGGGCGGGAUCCAAUGGCACCAGGAGCGAUGCCAGUCAUCCUAAAAAAAUGCAGACUUUUCCCCAAUGGUGCUGCUACUGGGAACUUGAUCCAAAAGUGUUCCUCACUGCAGCAGGAGCGGCCAAAGUAGAAUGAGAUGCAAACAUUCUUUCUUAAAAGACUGGCAUGAAGAACGGGGUAAAAAAAAGGUAAGGCACUUGCAUUCAACAUAUUUUAUGAAAUACACGGGAAUAUUAACUUUCCCAAAAUAGAAGAACUAAAUGUUUUUAUUGGUUAAAAGAAGCUGCUUCAGAGGCAUUCCAACAGACAAUGAGGAAAAUACUCUCCAUGGAAGGAGACAGUGGGGUUGGCUGUUAAAUAAACUUGCAAAUAGCAAAGGAGUGAGUGUAGUGUGUGGUGCCAGGCAUGUUGGGGGGGGAGGAGUGUGGAGGGUUUGCACUAUUUCUGUAUUUAGUCAGAAAAGGAGCUUUUUGUCUGGGACAGUGUCCACCAUGAGAGAAGUACUGUCAAUCUGAAGUUCAAUGCCAGUGAGCAUGAGGCAGUUCUGGGAGGAGAGGCUAAAAGGUGUCACAGUUGCAUUUCAGAAUGCUGCCCAUGGUUUUUAUAAGUAUGAAAAUGAGUUUCAUUCUCAUUUUCAUACUCAUUUCAUACUUAAAGGGCUUUGAAAAGAAGGAUGUGCCAUACAACAACCUUUCAGAUAUUUUUAAUUCAUGCAUGCUGCACAUUGGCUCUCUUUAAAAUAGUGUCGAAACCCAGUUUUCAUAAUGCAAGAGGACGUAAUGUAAAUUAAAAAUAAAUAACACAGUGAAGCAGAAAACAGUGCAAAGUAACACAGUUUGAGUUGAAAUCCUAGGUCUGCACUGACUACCUGUGAUUUAGGGUGAGUAACUAACUCUGAAACCACUACCUUAUUGUAAAAUGGAGAUAAUGCCAUUUACUCCACAGGUGGUGAGAGUAGUAAGUGAAAUAAUAUACGGAAACACCGACAACACUCUUCUUUCUGGAGAAACUGAGCAGAUGUUGGAAAUACUGCCAUCCCUGCUCCAAAGACAUGGAUAUGAUAGUAAAACAGUCCUCUUAGCCCCAUUAAGAAAACAGACAAACAUAGGUCCUCAAGGAAGGAAAGAAUGGACAGUAAGGAGCAGAAAUGGGGCAUUUUCAGAACUGGGAAAGCCCUGUUCCAAUGAGGACCAAAAAAAUCAGUAUCUACUAAACCCAGGGUCAUGGUAGGAAACAAGCUUUCCCUCCCAGACCACGGUCACUCACAAGGGGCUUUGCUACAGGUGAAUGCAGAAGCCAGAUUCAUACCAGUUACAAAUUGGACUCCCAUUCAACAAAAUUAAUAGUUCAGUUUUGGGAGAACAUAUAUGGCCCUAGAAGAAACCAUCUAAAAAUUUUUCCAAAGAAAGCAAUAGUAUCUACACAAAACAAAGCUCUAAACAAAACACUCUGAGAAGAAAAUUCCCCAGAAAAUGAACUCACAAGUUUACAAACACAAUGAAAUUCAAUGUUAAGCAACAAUAACUGGCAGAAUUCUUACUUUAGGAACCAGAAAUGAGGAAGAUUAAAAGGGCUUUGAAAUAAGUUUUUAAAUGCUCAAAGACAUAUUGGAAACACUAAGAUUCAUAAAUACAUACAAGAGAUUAUGAAACUAGAAGAGAUAAAGUCAAACAAAAUCAGGAAAUAUACUUCUUAAAAUAACUUAUUUAGAUGGGUUGAACUUUGACUAGACUGAACAAGAAAAUUCAAUGAAGUGGAAGAAUGACUGAUGGGAGGAAAUCACCCAGAACCUAGCACAGAGGGGUAGAGAUGAAUGAUUUAAGAGAUGCUAAGGUUACACUGUGAAAGCUAGGAGGUUGAGAUUGGAGAUAGAGGAUUUGGCUAAGGAGCAAUAUUUCUAAAAGGAAACAAAAAAUUUUAGAACUGAGUCAUACAUUUUUAAUUUAAAGGAAUACAAUGAAUCCCAAACAAAGCAAAUAGUAAUUAACCCACACCUAGAAAAAUUUCAGUGAAACUCAGUUGAGGGAAAACACAAGGAACUAUCAAACUGACAUUCAACUUUUUUUGGUCAAUGGACUCCAGAACACAAUGGAAUACCUACAAAAUCCUGAGUAAAGGUAACUAGAGAUCUAGACUUCUAACCUAGUCAAUUUAUUCAUCUAAAAAUCAUUGUGACAAAUAAAGUCAUUUUCAGACUUGCAAAGAUUGAGAAAACUUACUGUUCCUAGACCUUCACUGAAAGGUCAAUGAUACAAAAGCAUCUUGAAGUAUUCAACAUGAAAUAGCCAAAAAAAGGGGAGACAAGUCUUGUCAGUCUUAAAUCAUCCUUCAGUUACUGAUAACAUUUAGUAACUCAAACAUUUAAAAAAUGUGGAUUUAAAAAAAAAUUUUAUGUAUUUAUCUUUAGACAGAGGAAAAGGGAGGAAGAAAGAGAUAAAUAGAAACACUGAUGUGCAAAAGAAACAUCAGUCGGUUGCCUCUUGCAUGCCCCGGACUGGGGACCUGGCCCGCAACCCAGGCAUGUGCCCUGACCAGGAGCUUUUGGUCUGUAGGAUGAUACCCAAUCCACUGAGCCACACCAGUCAGGGCAAAACCAAAUUGGUUUAAAAAAAAGUUACAACUAGAGACUUCUGGCCAAGAUGGGGAGGUGCAGGUAGACAUGCUUUGCUUCUUCUCACAACCAUAAAAAUGAUAACUAAACUCAAAACAAAAAGCAUCAGAACGUCCAGAAAAUUGAACUGUAUGGAAGUCCGACAACUAAGGAUCUAAAGAAAUAUUCAGACGGGUAGGAGGGACAGGGAGGAUGCAGUGUGGUUGGUGGCGAGGCAGUGGUGGGGGCUGUCAAUCUGUGUCGUCUGGCCCUACAUCUGCAUCUGGCAGAUAAAAACAGAGAGGGACAAUUGGGGAGGAAAUGAUCCCGGCACAGGCCACACCAUGCAGACCAGGGUUUCAGCACCAGGAGAAUAAAGCCUCGUAACUUCUGGCUGUAAAAACAAGUAGGGGUUGGGGGAGCAGAAGAAACUGCUGGUGUUUCAUGAGAGUCCAUUUAAAGGACUCAUACAGUCCUAGAACCCAUGUAAACACACCCAUGCUGGGAUUUAGCACCAGGGCAGCAGCUAGAAGGGUGCGAGUCACAUAUGGAAAGUGGGGGAAGUGACUGGAAAUAGGGUGAGAAGUAAGCAGAAAAAUCCACAGGGAACCAACACUGAAAGGAAGGAAGCUGGGGUUCAAAAUCAACAAUUUGGAACAAAGGGAAGAAACAGUCAACCAGUACAGAAUGAAGACAUAAGAAUUCAAAAAAAAUGAGGAGAGAAUAAGACCCUGGGACUUCUACAAACGUGCCAACAAGCAAAUCAUAGGGAUGCUAGAAGGAGAAGAGGAAGAGCAAGAAAUCAAAAAUUUAUCUGAAAAAAUAAUGAAAGUUAAAUCCCCCAAUCUGGUGAAAGAAAUAGACAUACAAGUUCAGGAAGCACAGAGAGUCCCACCAGACAAGUUGGACAAAAAGAGGGCCACACCAAGACACAUCAUAAUUAAAAUGCCAAAGUUUAAAGGGAAUCGUGAAAGCAGACAGUUACCUACAAAGGAAUUCCCAAAAGACUAUCACCUGAUUUCUCAAAAGAAAGUUGACAGGCAAGAAGGGGCUGGAAAAAGUAUUCAAAAUCAUUCAUUAAAGGCAAGAACCUACAAUCUAGAUUACUCUAUCCAGCAAAGCUCUCAUUUACAAUGGAAGGGCAGAUAAAGUGCUUCCUAGACAAAGUAAGGCUAAAGGAGUUCAUCAUCACCAAAUCAUUAUUACACGAAAAUUUAAAGGGACUUAAUGACAACAAUCUCACAGCUAUUAACAACUGAGUAUGAAAAAACUGAAACAAACUAAGCAAACAAGUAAAACAGGAAGAGAAUCAGAAAUAGAGAUCACAUGGAGGGUUAUCGGUGGGGGGGAGGGGGAGAAUGGGAAAAAAGUUGCAGAGAAUAUGAAACAUAAAUGGUAGGUACAAAAUACACAGGGGGAUGUUAAGAAUAGUAUAGGAAAUAGAGAAGCCAAAAAAAUUAUAAGCAAGACCCACAAACGUGAACUUGGGGGUGGGGAUU